GAAACAAAACAAGGAACCAAGUACCAACGAGUUGUCGUGUCUGAUGGAAGAUGGAAUAGCAUUGUAGCUUUGUUGUCAAUUUCAUUUGUUUUUACAAGUCUUGCCAACAUUUUCAUUGAUCGAUCCAGAGCCAGGGGAAGGAUCGGUCUUCUCGAAUAUGGCUCCAACAAUCCAAACUCAAGCUCAACGUGAAGACGGCCACAGGACCUCUUCACACAGAACCGUCCCAGAGAGGUCUGGCGUUGUGUGUCGGGUGAAGUACUGCAACAGCCUCCCUGACAUACCCUUCGACCCGAAGUUCAUCACGUACCCGUUUGAUCAGCACAGAUUUGUACAAUACAAGGCUACUUCACUAGAGAAACAACACAAGCAUGACCUGUUGACGGAACCCGAUCUUGGGGUCACGAUUGACCUCAUCAACCCAGAUACCUAUCGUAUAGAUCCUAACAUUCUCCUUGACCCAGCUGAUGAGAAACUACUAGAAGAGGACAUCCAGGCUCCUACAAGUUCGAAGAGAUCUCAGCAGCAUGCUAAGGUAGUGCCCUGGAUGAGGAAGACUGAGUACAUCUCCACAGAGUUCAAUAGAUAUGGCGUUUCCAAUGAGAAAGUGGAAGUCAAGAUUGGUGUUUCAGUCAAGCAGCAGUUCACAGAGGAAGAAAUCUACAAAGACAGGGACAGUCAGAUUGCGGCCAUUGAAAAGACAUUUGAAGAUGCACAGAAAGCUAUCCCACAGCACUACAGCAAACCCAGAGUCACUCCAGUGGAGGUUUUGCCUGUCUUCCCUGACUUUAAGAUGUGGAUCAACCCGUGUGCUCAGGUCAUCUUCGACUCUGACCCUGCUCCCAAAGACAUAUCUGGCCCUGCUGGUGUGGAUAUGAUGUCUCAGGCUAUGAUCAGGGGUAUGAUGGAUGAGGAAGGAAACCAGUUUGUGGCAUACUUCCUGCCCAACGAGGAAACCAUGCGCAAGCGCAAGAGAGACGUUGAGGAGGACAUUGAAUUCAUGCCAGAAGAAUUGUAUGAAUACAAGAUUGCCAGGGAGUACAACUGGAAUGUGAAGAACAAGGCCAGCAAGGGCUAUGAGGAGAAUUACUUCUUCAUCUUCAGAGAUGGAGAUGGGGUCUACUACAACGAACUGGAGACCAGAGUACGUCUGAGCAAGAGAAGAGCCAAGGCUGGAGCGCAGUCCACCACCAACGCCAUGCUGGUGUGCAACCACAGAGACAUGAACGAGAAGGAGCUGGAGGCCCAGGAAGCCCGCAAAGCUCAGCUGGAGAACCACGAGCCCGAGGAUGAGGAGGACAUUGACAUCGACAAGGACAUCCAGGAGUCUGGCGACGAGAAGGAGAAGGGCAGCGAGAGCGAGAACUCUGACAGCGAGUCAGAGCAUGAGGAAGAGGAGCCUCACGAGCGCGACGAGGAUGAGGAGGAAGAAGAGAGCGCCAAGCGGCCGCGACGGGCGAGUGGCAGCGGCAGCGAGAGCGGCGACGAGCGGCAGGCGCGGGAGACGCGCGCCGACGAGGAGGAGAUCUUUGGGAGUGACGACGACAGCGAUGACGAUGGCGACGAUAAAGCGGGCAGUGGUGACGGCGGCGGAGGACGCAGCAGCGGCAGCGAGGAUGAGGAGGAGGAAGAUGGCGGAAGGAGGAGGAGCGGGAGCGCCUCACCGCCGCACAGCAGCAGUGACCACUCGGAGGCUGGCCAGCAGAGUGGCAGCGAACGUGGCUCUGACUCAAGUGACGCCAGCGACAGCGACUGAGACGGCAGAACACAGCUUCUGUCCCGCCCUUUCCCAUAACACCGCACACUCGUGCACGCACCUUUGCUCGAUGCACUCGUCUCAUCCAUUCAAACGCACUCACUCAUUCACACACAUACACAUGCUUAUCUACACACACAUUUUACACAUGCACUCAUUUAUGCAUACACACAUUCACCACAUAUUCACACACAUUCACUUAUAUACACUCACGCAUGCCCUUGUAUACAUUGCAUUAGCAUUGCAUUAGCAAACACCAUUCUUGAAAUGAGACAUGCGUCAGAAAGGUGCUUUAGAAAUAUUGUUUUUCAUUUAGUAAUCGCUAUGGGAUAGUGGUUAUUAUCACUUUGUGGGAUCACUUGGGCCCACAGAUUAUCUACUGACAAGGCUAUCAUGUUAGACAUGGCGAUUGUUGUGUCUCCUCUCCAUCUCCCAUAGCCUCCCAUAAUCUGGACAUCCAUCGUCCCCUCCUCUCGCCUCCCCUCUCUUUACCCAUAUCUGGGGGUCUCUGUGCAUAUUUCACGUCAUUUUCAUCUUCAGACUACCCCUCUCAAGGUUGGCCUGGCGUCUACCGUGUGUGUGUGUGUGUGUGUGUGUGUGUGUGUGUGUGUGUGUGUGUGGAGUGGAGAGACCAGCGAGAGUGAGUCAUUACACAUUAACGUCCACCUCCCACAGUCUCCACUUGCAUUAUAAUUCCGCUUGUUUCUGGCUCAAUCGCAUUUUUUUUUUUAAAUGUCUUUUUUUUUUUUUUUUCCCCCCAACCUUUCCUUUCACAUUCUGCUUUGACAUAUGGUCUGGAUAAGGUUUUUCUAUAGAAAUCAAUUAAUUGAGUUGUUUUGAACAAGAGUGUCACAUUGUCUAAUACUGUUAGCAUACACUUUUUUUGUAGUAGUGUAGUUGAGACAGUCUACUGCAGUGUAUGGACAAUGUAAAUAAAUAUUAAACUGAUUGGUUUUUUUUA
Molecule: messenger RNA, 2717 nt
Organism: Alosa sapidissima (American shad)
Lineage: Eukaryota; Metazoa; Chordata; Actinopteri; Clupeiformes; Clupeidae
Gene: paf1
Product: PAF1 homolog, Paf1/RNA polymerase II complex component
Exons: 14
Coding region: 158-1756 (532 amino acids)
Biological process (GO): transcription elongation by RNA polymerase II
Cellular component (GO): Cdc73/Paf1 complex
Molecular function (GO): RNA polymerase II complex binding; chromatin binding
Source: RefSeq, a predicted model, not a curated record